Molecule: messenger RNA, 2343 nt
Organism: Dioszegia hungarica
Lineage: Eukaryota; Fungi; Basidiomycota; Tremellomycetes; Tremellales; Bulleribasidiaceae
Exons: 4
Coding region: 1-2343 (780 amino acids)
Biological process (GO): positive regulation of transcription by RNA polymerase II
Molecular function (GO): transcription cis-regulatory region binding; metal ion binding
Source: RefSeq, a predicted model, not a curated record
AUGCCAGCUCUCCCUCAAUCCACACCUGCUGGCCGCCCCACCCAGCCAAAACCCGCCAUGGAUCGCGUCCCGAACCCGUCACAAUGGCUCAACUUCUCCUUGCCACCUCGACAGCGGAACCAUGUCCCAGGUUCGGGCAUCCCGGGCGGUAUACCCAGGCGGAGUAGGAAGGGCGAGUCAUGGCGCGGCGGAGCGAUGUCAAGGGAGCGCUUUGUCCAUGCCAACUUCCGGUUUGUGCUCAAGCCGACCGAGGUGUUGAGCUAUGGCGCCCAUUUUGCGGAUCCGGACAUAUCGCUGCACUGGCCGCAUAUCCUGCAGGUGCUCGUUCCGACCUUCUCGGCGUUCUCUGUCGCUCAGGGAUAUGUGUCGAGCGAUCCGGCGCAUCCCAGCCGGGAGGAUGAGCUGGGCGUGUCCCUCGAAGAGACGGAAUUGGAAGGACUCGGGGAAGAUGCCGUGCGGGUACGGCAGCGGAUGGAGGAAGAGCGUAGGGGACGUAUGUGCCCUAUCUGCCUGGGCAAGCCGGUGGCCGGGAGAAUGACCAAGUGUGGCCAUAUCUUCUGCUUCCCGUGCAUCAUGCACUAUAUCCGCCUAUCCGACAUCCCUGGCUCGGCCAAGUGUCCCAUUUGCGGUGAUACGGUGCAUGAAGGCAUGCUCAAAUCGGUCAAAUACCUCGAUGCGGCGGCGAUGAUACGUUCCGCUCGAGGUGAUGAUGAGGAGGACGAGCACGGGAUUGAGAACUCGCCUCCCAAAAGCAACCUCGAGGACGGCGACGAUCAUCCCCGAAAAGGUCAUCAGAUCCACAUGCGCCUCCUGCAACGCCCUCAAAUGACCACACUCGCCCUCCCCUCCUCUCCCACAUUCCCAUCCGACGUCAUUCCCCCGCAUACAGCUCCGUGGCAUUUCCUGCCGGACGUACUUGCCUACUCUCGUUUCAUGCUCGCAACCCCGGAAUACAUGAACCAAGAGCUCCAGCGCGAGCUGGACGAAUUACAGGCGGAGUGGAACUUGCUCCGUGGGGACGAGCUCGGUCGUGACUUUGUCAAGGCGGCGAAUGAGAAGGUGGAGCGGCAGGUUGGCAAGGUGCGGGCGGAGCUCAUGACGGAUGGAGUAAGGCGCGGCGAGCGGGAAGCGAGGGAGGCAUGGGCGGACGCUGUGGGCGGGGAGAAGAAGGAGAGGGAGAAGCGGAAAGAGCGGGAAAGGGUUGCUAGAGAAAGGGAGGAGAGGGCGAAGCUGGAGCCAAGUCUCCCGGCUGAGCAGAUACCAACGCAGUUCCUCUCUUCUCAGCAGAGCUUCUCGAACCCGUACGCCAAUAUCCCGCCAAACCUUACUAUCGAGCCGAAUCCCAUGCCCUCCCCUUCGGCAAAAAGAAAUCGCCGCCGUCCGCAGGCCCAUUCUGCGCCCACCCAAUCCCCUCCUAUCCCCUCAUACCACUUCUACCAAUCAUCACUCGGCGCCAACGUCUUCCUCCACCCGCUCGACAUUCGUAUCCUUCUCCUCCACUUCCAGUCCUACUCGCUCUUCCCGCCUACACUAUCAUUCACCUCAUCCGGCUUCGAUCCGGGAACGAUCAACGAUGAUCUCCGCAAGCGGUGCAAGUACCUCUCGCACCUGCCUUCGGGCACUGAGGUCGUCUUCGUCGAGGCAAACCUGGAGGAUAUCGUCGGUCCCGAAGCUUUGGCGGCGUUUGAGCAGCCUCUCAAAGCUCGCAGACUGAAGAGGCGGACGCGAGUGCAGAAGGAAGACCGAGCCAAGACUCGCUGGGAAAAGACGGAACGGGACAAGCUGCCCGCUAGUGCCGGCGGGGCCACUCGGGAGGAUCGGGACUUUAUGACUGCCCUAGCGCGGUCGGCGGUCGUACAGGAUACACUACAUUGGGGAAGUACGGACGGGAUGGCACCGGGUACGUCGGCGGGAAGCGGGUCGACCGGACUCGAGGGGUACGGCACCGCUUCUCCCUCGACGUCCCCCGGAACCCGGACGGGCGGGACGGCGACGUGGGGAAGGCCGACGUUUGCCACGGCGUUACAUUCGACCAGUACGGGUUCGGCCGUCCGGCGCGUAGCUGCUGCGCCGAGAGAAAAGCGGGAAGGGACCGGAGAAGAGGAAGAUGAGUGGGAUGUGCAGGCUGCGUGGGAUGCGGCAUUUGAAGAUCUCAGCUUGGAGGAGGCACGAAGUGGGGCGAGGGUUACUUCGAGAGGUGGAGCAGGGGGACGGAGGGGCGGGAGGGACGAGGAGGAGGACGCUCCUAUGGUGCUCCCGCCGGGAGGCGGCGGUAAGAAGGGGGGGAAGAAGCCAAAGAAGGUGUUGGUGCUUGGCGGUGGUGGACCGGGAACGAGACGAUGA